This is a messenger RNA of Guillardia theta CCMP2712, 1338 nucleotides long. RefSeq lists its product as hypothetical. Gene Ontology annotation, molecular function: aldehyde dehydrogenase (NAD+) activity. The transcript has 20 exons. NCBI's taxonomy places the organism in Eukaryota, Cryptophyceae, Pyrenomonadales, Geminigeraceae. The record is from RefSeq and is a predicted model, not a curated record. Bases 1 to 1338 code for a protein of 445 amino acids.
AUGCCUAAGGUGUAUCCAGCAACGUCGGAGGUGAGGAGUCGACGCGCCUUGUUGAGCAGGGAGGGUAAAGUUGCUCUUCAGGUUAUCUGCAAGGUCCCAGUGGCGGACGAGGGGUUUGUGGACUAUGCUGUGGAGAUUGCGAGAGAAGGGUUCAAGGUUUGGUCGAGGAUGUCGGGAAAUGAGAGAGGAAGAAUCCUUGCAAACGCUGGCAAGAUGCUGCUGGACGCCCACCCUGAGCUUGCGCGACUGGAAGUGCUCGACACCGGAAAACCAUUGAGCGAGUCGGGGGGGGUAGGAGCCGAUUCAGUUCAAUUCUUCUCCGGGCUUGCCUCGACCGUCUGCGUUUCUGGAUCAUAUAUCCCCCUCGGUUCAAAGGCGUUUGGGUACACGCGGAGAGAGCCCCUGGGUGUCUGCGUUGGCAUCGGUGCAUGGAAUUAUCCCAACCAGAUCGCACUCUGGAAAUCGGCUCCUGCCUUAGCGUGCGGCAACAGCGUCAUCUUGAAACCUUCGGAGCUGACUCCACUGACUGCCCUCCGGAUCGCCGAGAUCUACUCUGAAGCUGGAGUGCCACCUGGAGUCUUCAAUGUCGUGCAUGGCGAUCACACGACAGGGUCGCUGCUCGCUGGGCACAAGGGAGUUCGAAAAGUUUCUUUGACAGGCUCGGUCCCGACUGGCAAGAAGAUCAUGGAAAGGGCAGCAACGACGCUGAAGACGAUCUCGCUGGAACUUGGAGGAAAGUCGCCGAUGAUAGUGUUCAACGACGCCAACAUUGACAACGCAGUCCGGGGAGCCAUGAUGGCGAACUUCUAUUGCCAGGGUGAGGUCUGCAGCAACGGCACAAGGCUGUUGGUGCAGGAGAGCAUCAAGGACGACUUCAUGCAUCGCUUCUGCGAGUUGACGAACAGGAUAAGGAUCGGGGAUCCCAUGAAAGAGUCGACACAGUUUGGAGCGCUCAUCACAGAAAAUCACAUGAAGAAGGUUGCUUUCCUUGCUAUCAGCCUCCAAGUCCCAGGGCUGCCAUCCUGUCCUCGACCGCAGCGUCGCUGCAACAGCAUCCGUAACGGUUUCUUCCUGGGCCCUGUCAUCUUUGAGAAGUGCACCAAGGAUUCGAGGCUUCUCAAGGAAGAAAUAUUCGGUCCUGUUGCUUGCGUUCAGACGUUCAAGACUGAGGAGGAGGCGAUCGAGAUGGCAAACGGGACUGACUUCGGACUUGCUGCUGCUGUUUUCACCAACGACAUCCAACGAGCACACAGGGUUGUGGAUCAGCUCGAUGCUGGAACCUGUUGGAUCAACGAGUAUAACCUUUCGCCUCCUGAACUUCCGUUUGGUGAGAAGUGA